GUUACCAGCUGCUGGCCCAUUCCAAUCCUUGUCGGAGUGGAAACACGGGGGCCGACAGUCCUCUUUUUUUCUCCCUUCCCGUUUACCUCGUUGUGCUUUCUUUUAUUUCACCCCGCUUUACUCUCUUUCUCUCUUUUCCUCGGCAGACAACUUUUCCUUUUCUCUCCCCUCCUUUCCGCUCCGUUUUGAAGGUUUUAAAGCCCCGUCCAUACGCUCCAGUUAUUUAUUUAUUUAUUUAUUCUCUCUCUCUCUCUUCUUUUUUUUAAAUGCAAACGAAAUAGGCAGGUAUGUUUUUUUAGAUGUACCACAAAUGAGAAGACGCAAAAGAUGGAACUGCACAUUUUAGAGCACAGUUUAAAAGUAGCAAGUAUAGCCAAGGAGGGCAUCCAGAUUUGCACUCACGGAUUAAUCAAACUAGCCUUUCUGCCCUCCAAAACGAGAUGCAAGUUCUUUAGUUUAACUGAAACGCCAGAGGAUUACACCAUCAUCGUGGAUGAAGAUGGCUUUAAAGAGCUGCCAGAGUCUGAAUAUCUCAGUGUGGCCGACGCAACGUGGUUGGCUCUCAAUGUGGUGUCUGGGGGAGGUAGCGCUACCAGCUCUCAACCAAUCGGAGUAACCAAAAUCGCUAAAUCAGUCAUCGCUCCAUUGGCAGACCAUAAUAUCUCUGUGUUCAUGCUGUCAACCUAUCAGACGGAUUUUAUAUUGGUUCGAGAGCGAGAUCUGCCUAUGGUCAUGCACACGCUGUCUUCAGAAUUCACUCUGCUAAGGGUCGUCAAUGGAGAAGCGGUCGCCGCCAAUAGCACCGGAGUCACCAAUGGUUUCGUCAAGCCUAAACUGGUUCCUCGACCAAUCAUUCACCCUCUCUCCAGCCCCAGUAACAUGUUCUGCGUUACCAGCCUGGACCCCGACACGCUGCCCUCGGUGGCCACGCUGCUCAUGGACGUCAUGUUCUACUCGGGCGGAGCAAAAGAGGCCGCAGGGCAGAGUGAGGAUUCCGGACACAUCCGCUUCUUCUCCUUCUCGCUGAUCGAGGGCUACAUCUCGCUAGUUAUGGAUGAGCAGACAACCCGGAGGUUUCCAAACAACGUCCUCUUCACCAGCGCAUCAGGAGAGCUUUGGAAAAUGGUCCGCAUCGGAGGACAACCAUUAGGGUUCGAUGAAUGUGGCAUUGUGGCUCAGAUAUCUGAACCGCUGGCGACCGCUGACAUUCCAGCCUAUUAUAUCAGUACCUUCAAGUUUGAUCACGCUCUGGUUCCUGAGGAAAACAUCCAGAGCGUGAUCGGAGCCUUGAGGACCAACGAGAGCACAGGACAGUGAAAAAGCAUUCACGUCCCAGAAAAACAUUUAGGUUUCUAAUGUCAAAAUUUCUUAAAGUGCCAAGAGCUUACCUGAGGACUGCUUCUGGGGGGUGGUGAAGGGAGAUGGAUCUGAAGGGGCGGGCUUUCUAGGCUUGCAGUCAGUAUUGAGCAACAUCACUUCCUGUCCAUUUCCUGCAAACAAACGAAAAUAUCCCGAAUCCACAGAGGGUGUGAAUCCAGUGUUUGUUCUCUUCUUUCUUCUGCUCAUCCACUCCUCCUCUGCAGCAGCACAUCAUUUUAUCAUGCAGGGCAACAGGGCCUGGACUUGACUAACCGUGAUGUAUUAGCGGCAGGUGCUCCUCCUAGAGGACGCAGAAUGUACUCCAAUGUUUCCCCCUCCUCACCCCCUCUCUUUUCCUUGCAGUGCCAAGACAUGGAGCAUAAACAGACUGCUUGUCUAAAACGGGAUGUUUUUUGAGAUGUGAUUUGAUGGUUCAUGGGUUGUUUUUAGAAAUUGUUUAGUCAUAAGAUCAGCCUCUGAACGAAGCUUGUCAUGCUCAUUUGGAAAGUUUCCCUCCUAUUUUUUUGUUUCGUCUUACCUCAAUCCUAUAUUCACUCUUCAAUGCCAAGUGGUCAUGAAUUAGUUGUUUUGGCCUUCAAAGUACAAUCAAUGUUUUAGAUAUUUUCAUUUCCGUUCACUUCAGACCAACUUGGCUGUGAUUGUGCGCUGAGGAUUCAGGUGAGGUGAAACUAUCCUACACUUUGUUCAGGUUGUAGUCCACGGAUCGUGCAGUUUACUGUAUCAUGUUUUUAAACGCUCAUUGUUUUGUUUUUUUAUUUCACCACUAUUUGCUCUUUGAGUAUUUGGUGAAGCUGUCUCGGAGGAGACCGUCGGGGGAAUUGAGUUGGUUUGUUGAAUGUUAGAGACUGGCGUCAGUUUAGGCCUUCAAGCUCCCCCUCGUCUGCACUUUAUUUAAGGUCUAUCCUACAGAUCUUACUCUUCUGAUGUGAAUACCGGGGAUGAGUAUCGUCCUCUUUGAAGGACAGGACACUUGUUGCUUUUUACACAGGAAUGGGUGUCUUAUCAUUUAUUUUUUUUCCACAGGCUUUUUUUUUUUCUGUCAGCUCUGAAGCAUAUAUUUAUCAGUGUUAAGAAAGGGGUGAUGUAUUUGUUCUGACAAUUAAAGAGGUGAAAUGAUGUAUCUAUUUUUUUCUGCUUAGUUUGUGUUUAGGUUUGAGUUUUAGUCUUUGUUAUUUCCACUGUUGAACUGUUUUCUGCAAUGUACAAUGGGGGUUUACACCAUGUGACUGCUAGAACAUGUGCCAAUUGCAAAUUCAUGAAGACAUUUAGUGAUUUUAUAAAUGAUUUCUGACUGCAUAUGGAAGUGACUGAUUUGAAGAAUUUGUUUCAUUAAGCUGAGUGAUUUACGAGUUCGAGCAGUCCAUUUUGGACUGCGUAUCUGCAGCAGAACAUGUUCUGUCAGACAGAGCUGUUGAUGUUGAAAGUACUAAAAAAUCGUACCGAGACCUGCUUGAAGAGGUGCUCUCGGUACGCUUUCAAACGACCCUGGAGUGGUUCGUUUAUGGUAAAUGUGAUCCAUACUAAAACAGACCCAACCACAAAAAGUACUGUGCCUUGUGGACUAAUCCAGCUGCUGUAGUCUGAUGUGCUGUGCAUUCUGGGAUAUGGAGGAAAAAUAUUUGUUGACAGCGCUUUAUCAACAGAAAGAGAGAGAGGGAAAACAUUACCUGAUGGAUCGGUGGUAAUACUUCUGCAAGAUGACCAUGUCACAGUUUAGCUAAAAUUCACGCCUCCUGAAGUGACGUGCGAUGCAAAACAUUGUUUUCCAGCCCUCAGCUUUGCUUCCUUCUCGAAAUGUAUAGUCUGUCUAAAGUGAU
Molecule: messenger RNA, 3197 nt
Organism: Danio rerio (zebrafish)
Lineage: Eukaryota; Metazoa; Chordata; Actinopteri; Cypriniformes; Danionidae
Gene: castor2
Product: cytosolic arginine sensor for mTORC1 subunit 2
Biological process (GO): cellular response to L-arginine; negative regulation of TORC1 signaling
Cellular component (GO): cytosol
Molecular function (GO): identical protein binding
Source: RefSeq, marked provisional